Oryctolagus cuniculus (rabbit) is the source of this 13656-nucleotide messenger RNA. RefSeq names its product EGF-like and EMI domain-containing protein 1. The record is from RefSeq and is a predicted model, not a curated record. Gene Ontology annotation, molecular function: calcium ion binding; protein binding. Lineage: Eukaryota; Metazoa; Chordata; Mammalia; Lagomorpha; Leporidae.
GCACCGGGGCUGCGGGGGCUGCGGGGCCGCCCGGCCGAAUAGAUCGCUGGGCUCCGGGCGCUCCCAGCGGAGCCAGUCCGCGCAGCUCGCCGGCCGCCGCGCUUCGGGCGCUCGUGCGGCCGCUCCUUCCGCACUUCCAGUAGCUCGUGGCGCCCGCGGUGCGGCCGCGCUGCUGCCGCGCCCUCCUCAGCGAGACACACCUCGCCGGCCCCGCGAGCCCCGCGCACCAACUUCUGCCCCGCGAGCCCAACUUCUGCGUGCCGGGGUCGGACUUGCGGAUCCCCAGCGGCGCGCAGUCGGGACGGCAGCGGGAGCGGGCGGCCUAGGCAAGAUGACUUUGCGCCUGUGGCUCUGGUGCUUCUGCGCUUGGGUGGCCGCCGGCUGGCCGCCGGGAAGCAGCCUUCAGCUCCGCCCGGGCAUGCCAAAUGUUUGUGAGGAACAGCAACUGACCAUGGUGGGACUUCCAUAUCCCUGUGUGCAGGCAUUCAGGCACACCAUCAAGCUCUGGAAACAGGGUUGUGCUGGCCCAAGAUGGUGUGUGGGUUAUGAAACAAGGACCCGGUACUAUACCACCUACAGACAGGUGUACAGCAUGGAGCAGCGGACAGUCUACAGGUGCUGUCCUGGUUGGAGACAGCGGGAUAACGAACCGGGCUGCCUGCACUCUAGCUCUGCAGCAGGAACUCCCUUCAAUGGAAGGAAAUGCCCAGAUGGUGAAACCAAGCAGAGCCAGUGUUCAGAGGGAUUUCAUGGACCCCACUGUCAAUACGAUGUCGAUGAAUGUGCCGUGGUGAAUGGAGGCUGCCAGCAGCGCUGUAUUAACACUCUGGGCACCUUCCACUGUGAAUGUGAUACAGGAUACAGACUCCAUGCUGACGAACGCACCUGCAUAAAGAUGGACCCCUGCACAGGUGGGAAUGGAUGUGCUCACAUAUGUCAGAGUGAGAAUGGCGUGGCCAGGUGUGCCUGCCACCCAGGGCACCAGCUGUCUGAAAACAAAAAGUCCUGUGAAGAUGUAAAUGAAUGUGUGGAAGGGCUUGCUCACUGUGGCCAUCGCUGUGUGAACUCACUGGGAUCUUUCACUUGUGCCUGCCACCCUGGCUUUGAGCUGGGAGCUGAUGGAAGACAGUGUUAUAGGAUUGAAUUGGAAAUUGUUGAUAGCUGUGAAAAGAACAAUGGUGGUUGUUCUCAUCACUGUGAACAUGCUAUUGGUGGACCCCGUUGUUCCUGUAACCAUGGACACCAGCUUGAUGAGGAUGAGAAAACAUGCAUAGACCUUGACGAAUGCCAGAAUGGAGAGGCCUGCUGCGCUCAGUUCUGCGUCAACUAUUUAGGGGGCUAUGAAUGCAGUUGCCAGGAAGGCUUUCGGAUCACUUCUGACGGUUGUGGAUGUGAAGAUGUGGACGAAUGUCUGGGCGUCAGUGUAGCCUGUGACCAACUAUGUAUUAAUUCUGUUGGAACAUACGACUGUACUUGUGAAGAAGGCUACAGAAUUGGAAGUGAUGGGAAAACUUGCAUCUCCUUGGAUGAUGAUGAGCUGGAGGAAAAGGAAGAGCAAUUAGAAGUUGUGAGGUUUCCAGGCCUUCUAUUCAAAAAGCCGCUUCAAUUACUUUAUCAUGUGGCCACCUCUCAGACUCCCAUUUAUGAAGAUGAAGAUGAGGAGGAAGAGGAAAAAGAGAGCCUAGGAGAACUUGCAGCUUUGAACAAAGUAGCUUGUUCCCCAGGGACCAAUGGGAAGGAAUGUGGCAGCAUCUGCAGUUGUCAGAAUGGAGGCAGCUGUGAUCUCACUGGGCAGUGCCAGUGCCCCCCAGGGGUUCACGGGAAAACCUGUGAAGAUGGAUGUCCAGUGGGAUUCUUUGGGAAGAAUUGCAAAAGGAAAUGUCACUGUGCUAACAACGGCCCUUGCCACAGGAUGUAUGGAGCCUGUAUGUGUAAGCCAGGGCGCUACGGGAAGUUUUGUCACCUGAACUGUCCCAAGGGGGCCUUCGGAGCUGGCUGCUCUUCAGAAUGUCAGUGUGUAGAGGAGAACACCCUGGAAUGCAGUGCCAAAAAUGGUAGUUGCACCUGCAAACCUGGUUACCAAGGCAACAGAUGCCAGAAAGGAUGCAGAAAAGGCACUUACGGUCCAUACUGCCAAAAGACAUGCAAGUGCCUGAACGGCGGCACCUGUGACACCACGCUUGGCACCUGCAACUGCCCUCCUGGCUUCAUUGGGGCUGACUGCAGUGAACCUUGUCCUGCUGAUCACUAUGGGAAAGAUUGUGCCCAGUGGUGUUUCUGUGGCUCAGGACAGUGUGACCCAGUGACUGGAGAGUGUCAGUGCCCACCUGGCCGAAUGGGACCCAAGUGUCAGCAAGGAUGUCCCCAGACAAACUAUGGACCAAAUUGUGAGCUACAAUGUACUUGUGAAAAUGGUGGCCUUUGCGAUCCUGUGGACGGAAGCUGUACCUGUGGCCUUGGAUGGACAGGAACUCAUUGUGAAAAAGAAUGUUCUCCUGGUUAUUAUGGCCCAGGUUGCCAUUUCAGUUGUGCAUGUCAGAACAAUGGAGUUUGCAACAGGUUUUCUGGAAGCUGUGACUGCCCCAGAGGUUACUAUGGACGAGAUUGUGAACAUGUAUGUCCUCCUGGAUUUUAUGGUUUGAAUUGUACUCACAUCUGCAGCUGUAAAAAUGGAGCCAACUGUGACGCAGCAAGUGGACAGUGCAUUUGCCUGGCAGGUUUCCAUGGCAGUCAGUGUGAAGCAGAGUGUUCUGCAGGAAAGUUUGGAGCCAACUGCCAUCAACAUUGUGACUGUGAAGGAGAGGCCUCUUGCCACCCAAUAACAGGAAAAUGCCUCUGCCCACCUGGAAGAAAUGGAGCUAGAUGUGAUGCUGAAUGCAGAUCAGGCCAGUAUGGACCCAACUGCGCUCUCCAGUGUCAGUGUGUGCACACGGCUUUCUGCAACCCUAUCAAUGGGAGCUGCAUGUGCCCCUCAAAGACAAUGGGCCCGACCUGUGAGGAAAAUGGAUUGGAGGAUCCUCAGUAACCACAUGCUGACAGCUUUUCAGACGGCGAGAUAGAAUGUGGUUGAAGUUCACCCACGCUUUAUCAUCUUAACUUUGGCAGAGAAUCGUACUUACUCAACGGUCUUCAGCCCGGCCUCGCUUGUUACGAGGUGAAAAACAGGACGUCUCAACUUUAUCGCCUCCAGGCCUCUGUCCCCUUACUCACAGAACCUUCCCAGCUUCCUUUUGCUGAAGAACAUACCCAAGAAUAAGAAAAUGUUUUUUCAGGAUCCCAACCAUAGUAACAUUUGGACUAAUAAAUGAACCUUUUUUUUUAAUAUGCACAGGAGGUAUUUAAAUUUGGAAGCAAGAACUGCUUUUCAGUCCUGGUUGGACUGCACUAAAAUAUUCACACCUAUUCACCAAAGACCUCAGUGGCCAUUAAGUAGCUGGAUCCUCUUUAGAAAUGUCUAGAAUUUCAUCUAUUUAUUCUUGGUGUCCUGCUUCCCAGUUCACUCUGCUUCAGAUUGCUAAUGUAUUGUAUUUCAAACAUGACUUUCGGUGUGGGAGAUUAUGAAGUAUUUAGCCACAUAAAGAUCAGGGUGAAAGUAUGACGUGCACGUUUACAAUGAAUCAUCAAAACGUUUUGUGCUGUUUUCCCCAUCACUAGCCAGCGGACAGGAAAGACAGAGAGUAGAGCGACUGAGGCCAGUGCUCAGCGACCUUCAUUGUGGGGGACAUUAAUUUCCUAUAAAUUAGGACCAGAGUGGAUUCAGACUUUUAAUCCCAUUGGUGAUCUUGAGCCAAAUUGCCCAUCACUUAGGAUAGCUCUAUAGCUAUUUAUAGACUGAGAUGAGUUCUGUGAUAAGCCCAAGAAAGAUCCAACCAUAAAUAGAAUUUUAGUUUUGCUCUCAAGUAGGUUAUAUGCAUCUAAAUGUUCAGAAUAUUGGUUAAUUCAUAUUAGGAAACAAUAACUUUCUGGACUCAAAAUCUUGUUACUUAUAUUACCUGUGAUUUUUCCAGAUAAAAAUAGAGACUAUUGAAAUUAUAUGACUAGAUUUAAUUUAAACAAAAUAUGUGGAGUGCCUUUUAAUCAAAACUGACUUAGCACAUAAUUGACUGAAGGAUUUAUGAAAAAAUACUUAGUGUUAUCAACAUAUCAGUAUGGUGCAGUUUCUGACCUUUAUUUAACCUUUACCAUUGUAUAUAUCACCACCUUAACCAGAGAUAUAGCAAACCUAUUUUAGGCAGCCAUGACAAAUUUAAUGAUAUUAGAUGAUAUAAUGGGCUUAAUGAGAUCAUAUUUUAAGAGAUUCUUUUUUUAUAUAAAUUUAGUUUAGUCUUAACAGAGGUAUAGUCAACUCAUGUUUUUCUUUUUCUCCUCUAUUUAGAAUUAGAGCUUUGUAUUUAGAUGCAGUAUAACAACAAUAGCUAUUCUAUGGAUCAAAUCAACUGAAAUCUAUGCUUUAUCAAGAAUGCUUGCCAGGGGGCCAGCGCUAUGGCAUAGAGGGUGAAGCCACCACCUGCAGUGCCAGCAUUGCAUAUAGGUGUCAGUUCGAAUCCCAUCUGCUCCACUUCUGAUCCAGCUCUCUGCUAUGGCCUGGGAAAGCAGUGGAAGAUGGCCCAAGUGCUUGGGCCCUUGUAACCACAUGGGAAACCCGGAAGAAGCUCCAGGCUCCUGGAUCGUCUCAGCUAAAGCCUUUGCAGCCAUUUGGGGAGUGAACCAGUGGAUGGAAGACCUGCUCUCUGUCUCUCUGCCUCUGCCUCUGCCUCUCUCUAACUCUGUCUUUUCAAAUAAAUAAAUUUUUUAAAAGAAUACUUGCCAAGUUUUCUUAUCUAUUAUUUUUCAAGAUUAUCUCAACUAACACCAUCUAAGCUACAGAGAAAACAAAAUCAAUAGAAGCAGUGUUUUCUCUUGCUCUGCCAUCCACCCUAGGCGUCCUUCUUCUGAAACAGUCACUGGGAAUAGGAAAAGAGUAGGAAACCAGGUUUCUCUUCUUUCCCAGAAAUUUUGUCUCAAUUAACACAGAAGAGAAUCUGGAUAUGGUAGGAAACAAAGAGUAAGUGUUUUGGGUUUUUUUUCUUUUUGGCUUAGUUUGUUGUUUUUAUGUAAUACUUAGUUCUUUAUAAAUGAGAACCCAUACCUAAAAUGUUGAACAUGGUGCUUGACAAUGGAAGGUAUUUUUUGUGUUAUCACCUUUCAUCCCCAUUUCCACCUGAAACAUCAAACGAAUCAUGCAAGUGAGAAAGCAGAGUCACAGCCUAAACCUGGAUUUAGUCUAUCAGGUGACUGCUUAGACAAAUUGAGUUUUACCUUCAGCCUUAUACCAGUCAGUGUGAACUAAUAUAAGUGACCGUAGCCCCUUUUCUUCAUAAAAUUUUUCUGAAGUAUCUUUCAUAUUGAAACUGAAAAUAGAAAAAUGGUUUAUAUCCAGAAUAUUUCCAUUGUACUUUUGUUACCUUGAAAAAUCGAUUUAAGUGAUUUUUUACAAAAGUCAAUAAGCAAUGCAGAGUCAUUCCUGCUAAAAAUACCUUUUUCUGCUGGAGGACACUAACAUAUUGGGAAAAUCAUUGUAGACAAUAUUUCAUUCAUGGACCAAGCCAUAAAAAUAUUCAUCUUAAAUAAUAUAAUAGCUAGAAAAUUAUGAUAUAAUUUCCUUGCCAUGUCAUAUAGAAGAUUCUUUUUUUUUUUUUAAGAUUUGUUUAUUUAUUUGAGAGGCAGAGCUAUAGACAGAGAAAGGGAGAGACAGAGAGAGAUGUCUUCCAUCCAUUGGUUUACUCCCCAAGAGGCCGUAAUGGCCAGAUCUGGACCCAUCCAAAGCCAGGAGCCAGGAGCUUCUUCCAGGUCUCCCACAUGGGUGCAGGGGCCCAAGCAUUUGAACCUUCUAACACUGCUUUACUAGGCCAUCAACAGAGAGCUGGAUCAGAAGAGGACCAGCUGGGACACAAACUGGCACCCAUAUGGGAUGCUGGUGCCACAAGCUGAGGCUUAGCCUACUACACAGUGUGGACCCCAUAUAACAGAUUCUGAAUUUCUUUUAGAAAUAACUGUCAUGUUAAAAAUAUGAUUUAGUUCAUAUAAAUAAAGCAAGUUGUUCACUUUUGCAUAUUAGCAGGAUUUACCUGAGGUUUCUAUAUGUAAACAGCAGUACACGUAGAGAAAGGUAUGAUUUAGCUACCAAGAAAUAAUUUAUGCAAAAUUUUAAGGAACUCAACAAUUGUUUAAUUUAAUAGGCGUGUCCUCUUUUAAGCUAGGUUCAAUGUGUACCUUGUGAUUCCAUAGGAGUAUUCUAUAUAUUACUUCUCUUUUUCUUCCCUGUGUAAUCUGUCUUUCAAAUGUAGAAAUGUUGAUUCCCUACAGAAAUUCAUCCACCACAAUGUUUAACCUCGUUACAAAGGUGCCUGUGCUGUGAUGUGUCAAGCUCUUUCAUUUGAAAUAUAAGAUCAGAGAAGGGAUUAUUAUGCUUUUCUGCAAUAAUAUAGCUCAAGUUUAAGGAAAAUGAGCAGAUGUAUGGAAGUGUGCUGGCUAAUUUGGAGUCUAAAUCCAACAUGCCUGGGAUAUACCAUUUCAGUGUAACACCUAACUUUCCCCUACUCUUUCUAACUUCUACAUUCAUUUAUUGAGUUUUCCAGAUGAGACAGCUAUUUGACACAGGUUAAAUUAUUUUCAGAGAACUUGGAAAUCAUUCCAAGAGUUAGUGGCAAGAAUGGCAUUUCCUUUGUUAGAAAUAGCAAAAAGGGUUUGGCCUCUCCUGGGCCUCUUUCACCUUGGUUUCUCCAGGACCUGGUAAUACAGAUGUAGCAAGAAUUUAAAAGAGCAUUUUGAUGAAGUGAACAAAUAAUAGCAACUGUCUACACUCUAGGAGUUAUGUAUGCAAUUCAGUUGAAAGAACUUUUCAUGGUUCUAUAAUAGAAAAAAGAAUCAAAGUAGCUGAGCUUUUAAAAUAGAUUUCAAAGUGAUUCCAAAGUUUUGUCCCUUUUAGCUAAUCAUAUGGAAACUAUGUUAUACUUUUCCUUUUGUAUUCUGGUUUUUCUACUUUUCCUAAAUCAAAAGACUCAAAUGCUAAGAAUUAAAGUCAAAUAUAUUUAUUUAAAAUAGUAGAUAUUUCUUUUUAUAUUCUCUAAAAUAUUGACAUACUCUUUCAUCUCUAAAUCCUAUGUCAAGAAGACAUGAAAUGUCAUUUGUUCAUUCCUCAUUUUAAUGUUUGUGCACCAUUGGCUCAAUUUUUGAUGAAUAUUAAUUAAUUUGAAUUAUUUCUAUUAACAUUUAAGAUAUUUCUCUUCCACUGAUGUCUUAAAAAUAUUUAGGAAAUUUCAUAUUAAUGUCUUUAUUAAGAAGGAAAUAAGAGGGACUGGCAUUGUGGCACAUCAGAUUAAGCUGCUGCCUGUGAUGCCCAGCAUCCCAUUUGGGGCACCAGUUCAAGUCCCAGCUGCUCGACUUCCUAUCGAGCUCCCUGCUGAUGUACCUGGGAAAGCAGCAGAAGAUGGCCCAGUUGUUUAGGUCCCUGCCAUUAUGAGUGAGACAGAGAUGGAGUUCCAGGCUCCUGGCUUCAGCCUCCCCAAGCCCUGGCCGUUGAAGGCAUUUGGGGAAUGAAACAACAUAUGAAAGAUAUUUUUGUUUCUCUCUCUCUCAAAUUAAUAAAUAUAGCUCUUAAAAGAUAAAAUAAUAAAACUUAUGAAAUAUAAUUAUAGUGUUCAGAGUUCCUGAGAAAAAUUCAACUAUAGCCCAGCAGCAAAAAGAUUCAUGUGAAGAAUUGAAUAUUAAGUGUGUAAGUGCUGACAAUAUCGCUCAUUUGAAAUGUGGAGCAUUGGCUUAUGAGUAAAAUUCCAUAUGUGAGAUUUGGAUGAAUUUGAGAAGUUUAACAUGUAUUUGUGAAUAAUGGAACCUGCGACUAAUGAGAUACCUAACUAGUCAAUUGGUGAUAUGAGUAUUUCAAAUCAUUUAUUGGUAGAAAAAUGCCUUCCUUCGUAUCACUUUUAAUUGCCUAAAAGGCAGUUUUCUGCACUUUAUCUUUAAUUUCCAAAAUCAUCAUAAAAGAACUUUAUUAGGUGUCUACUAUACUAGAUACUACUUUGAAAAAGAUGGCUUGUUUCCUGUCCUCGUACACUUGUGCUUGCAACAGGAGACUAUAUUAGCCAACAAAAGCUCAGUUUUUAAAUAUCCUUUGCUGUUGCAUCAAUUUCAUAGUUCACCAAUCCUUUCAUAGUUAGUUAAUCCCUUCCUAUGUGUAUUUUUCACACUUUUCUUAAUUCCCCUAUGUUAAUGCACACUUUGAUAAAUCAAAUACAUUCUACCUAACUUUAAAUCCACAUAGCAGGUUGUGCUCUUAAUGCUGCUAAAGGAAUUGAAUUUUUUAAAAGUCAUGAAAUGCCAUUUCACAUUUAUAGAAAACUAAAUUAGUCUUUACAAUACAAAAGAGAUGUCUACUUUCAAAGUUGUUAUUGUAACCCUGAUGUAUAAGGGAUUUAGGUAGUGGAAGUAGAGAGAAAGAGGAGGUUGUUCCUCCAUCUGACCACUGGUUUGUUCAGGUCAGUAUUCAUUACUGCCUUCUCUUUAAUGGAGAUAAGUGUUGUCUAGUGCUAGAACAGGGUGUAGACAUUUCUAAGAAUCUGGUUUCAUUACAAAGCAAGUAGUUCUCACAAACAUUAAAACAUAUCUUGCUAUUUUAGUGAAGUCUUAAUGCAAGAUAAGAAUUUUUUUUUAAUUGUGGCAAAAUACACACAGCAUAAAAUUUACCAUUUUAAUGAUUUUAAGUGUACAGUUUAGUGGCCUCAAUGGCAUUCAUGUUAUUGUGAUACAAUGUCCAAAGAUGAUUUCUUUUAAUAAAGGAAGAGCUUCUUGAUGACAGUGGAGUAACACGCAGGAGUCUCAGGUUCAAAUUGUUGUUCUGCUUGAAUAGGGUAACUCAUGUACCACCUUUACGUCCCAAGUUUUUCAUAUUCUUUGAAAGUGUUGACUAUUUGAAAAUAUGCUUCCCGUAAAUGUCUUCUUAUUUUCUAGGAAUUUGUGUAACAAAAACAAUGCACAUGUAAGAAGAGUUAAAAACAUUUGUUUUGGGGGCAUCACAGGCAGUAGAAAAGUCCCUUUCACUAAGCAUAUCACAGCUGCAGUUCGUUUCUUUAUCAUGCCCUAGAGCAUGCUGGGAAAUCAUGAAAGAAAAGUGAACUCAGACUUUGUGGCACAGCAAGUGGAGCUGCCUGCCCGUAUCCCACAUCAGGGCACUGGUUUGGGUUCUGGCCUACUCUGCUUCUAAAAGCUUCCUGAUGAUGUAUCUUAGAAGGCAGAAGGAUGGUAGCCCAAGUGCUUGGGCCCUUGCCACCAAUGUGGGAAACUCAGUUGCAGUUCCUGGCUUUGGCUCUUGGUUUUCACCUGGCCCAGCCCUAGCAGUUUCAGGUUUUUAGGGAAUGAUUCAGUGGGUCAAAGAUCCCCCCCACCCAUCUCUCUCUCUCUCUCUCUCUCUCUCUCUCUCUCUGUCUCCCUCUCCCUCUCCUUCUCUCUCUCUCUCUCUCUCUCUCUCUCUCUCUCUCUCUCUCUCUCUGUCACUGUGCCUUUCAAAUAGAUGGGGGCAGUGGGAGUGGGCUGGGAAGGACAUAGUAAUUAAACCAAUAAUUCUAUUUUGAAUAAGCCUCAUGUAUUUUCUAUAUUUUGUUCUUUUCCUAAGUAUCUCCUGCCUGGACUCCACUCUGGCCUGAAGAGGCUGCCAAGACCCUGAGAACUUGAACAGUGCUUCCUGAUGAGUACUUGAUAGUAUUAUAAAUUAGUUGCACUUAGUAAAGGAGAAAAGGAAGAAAGGGGCAGAAUUGACUUUGUCUUAUAGUCAGUAACAACACUCACAACAAGGAGAUGCUGGCUUAAACAGAGCUAAAUAAUGUAUUUUACUGAAGUGUACCUUAGGAACUCCAAUAUGUUAUCGUGAUGUGUGAAUCUCCCACAGGAGAAAAGUAAGGAAGCAUUCCAAAUUAUUUAACUUAGAAUUCCUUUCUGGGAGAAUGUUUUGAAAAACUAGUGUCCCUAGGAAUACCUUUGUGGGAAAUGGUGAUAAAUGUUAAGUGAGUCUUCAGAUAUACUCUGCUCUGCAUACCCUGGUCAUAUAUUUAAAUGGUGUUUCUAGUAAUUGCCUAUGAGCCUUUAAGGAAGGCCUAUUGCUUUAUCAUUUUCCACUGUGAGCCAGUAUUUCUCAAAGUGGAGCUUUGGAGACAGAAACCAGACUGUUAGUAAAGUUCUUUAAAAUAUUUUUCUUGUUAAUCCUAUUAAUAUAAUAAAUUGAGCAAAUGUUUUUUAAAUAUUAAGGACAAUUAGAAAGAUGUAAAAUAAACUGUGUUCUUUUUAAAUGGAAUAUUACAAAAGUUAUAGAGAAAUAGAUGUUAGCAGGAUGAGUGAUGUAGUAUAGCUGUUUAAGCUGCCGCUGAGGACACCCACAUCCCCUGUCUUAAUCCUAACUACUAACUCCCAACCCAGCUUCUCAUUAAUGUACCUGGGAAAACAGCAGAUAACCCCAAGUACUUGUGUCCCUGUCAGCCAAGUGGGAGUUCCAGGCUUCUGCCUAUGACCUGGCUCAGCCAUGACUGUUCAAGCAUUUGAGGAAUAAACCAGUAGAUAGAAGAUAUUUCUCUCUCUCUCUCUCUCUCUCUCUCUAACUCUCUCUCCCCAGCCCCCUCUGUCAUUCUGUCUUUCAAAUAAAUAAAUAAAUCCUUUUUUUAAAAAAAAAAAAGAGGCGAUAAGUGUCAAAAUCAAAGACCAAUAAAUGUGUGCAAUGUGUGCUGAUCAAAUCAGGAUUAUUAACAUUUCCCUGUCUUUGUCAUUAUGUUUGAAGGCUUCCAGCUUCCUUCUUCCAUUUGUCCAUAUAUAUAUAAAACCUAUUAUAAAAUAUAAAAUAGGUUAUUUAAUCAAAAUCUUCUUAAUAUUUAAAGAGAUAGAAAUGCUGAAUGAUAUGAUUUGCUUACCACGGAAUGUGCGUACAACACUGUACUCCAUAAAUAAGUACAAUUAAACACUAAUAAUACAACAAAAAGAUUAAAAAUUUUUCUAGCAUCUGGGCAUUUUACAUUAUUUAAUAUAGUAAGAAUUCCAAGAAUAAAAUGUUUAAUAGUGCCUAGAAUGAAUGUAAUUCCUUUCUGAGAGUUGCUAAACAGUUAUAUAAAUUGAUGCCUUUUCACGACUGAAGUGUGUAAAAUCUAAUAAUACAAGAGUUAUAAGGACCUAUCUAUUACUAGCUAAUAAGCCCUAUAUCAUUUAUUAUGUAGAACAGUUCACAUAAAUGAUGCCACAGUUCUCCAUAAACACAAACAGACCUAUUGUAUAUUAUUGGUAGUGAAAGAUUUAGGGGAGUUUUCUUUUAUAUAAUAUAUUUAAUCAUGUUCUAUUUAAACACCUGUAAAAAUUUUAAAUUAUUACAAAUAAAUAUACACCCAGUUGUUUUUACAAAAAUAUUCUUUUUCAUUUAUAGAUACCUUCAGUUCCACAUGAGUUUUAUAGACACCUGUUUAACUAUUAAUAAAUUGGAAAUUAAUCUUAAUUCAUAUAGUGUCAGGCUAAAAUACAACUUCUAUUCAUGAUUUGGAAUACAUUAUUUAAGCUAUAUUCUGUGUUAAAUCACCAAACAAAACAAAGGAGAAACACUUAAUAGAGUCUUGCUUGUUUGCACUUCACAGAAGUGCAGAACUAGAAUAGAAUUUAAAGCUCCUCCAGCCUUUUUGUUUUAUAGGCAUAGAAACCAAGACUUAGAGAAUUAGACCCAACAAUGAAAAAAAUUGCUGAACCAAGAUUUUAUAUUCUCUCAUCUCCGGUCCCUCAUAUCUCUCCUCUUGUGGGUUUUGAUUACUACCAUUUCUGCAACAUGUGAGAAGUUUUCUUUGGCAAGGAGAAUGAGUGAGCUUUACAGAAAUCCCUUUGAAUUCCAGCUCCAAUCUUACAGACCUUCCAAAUUUGUAGUGUCACCAUUUAUUUUAUAUCCAAAUGUAUCUGAGAGCAGUAGUUAAAUACAGAUAUAAGGAAUUGAAGCCAAUGGGAACAUCAUGGUCCUAUAAUGGUUUCAUUGUCUUCCAAGAAUUGUAAUUUGAAUUUUAAUAGUUUUUUCUAUCUUUGGCAUAUAUUAUCCAAACUUUAUAUUUUAAAAGACAAUUUUGCCAGCAUGUUUUAAAAAUAUUUUCAUUUGCCUCAAUUGUCAAUUUCUGUUAUGAAUGAUAAAUGCAAUUCCCAGAUUUCUUCCUUUAAGUUCAUUAUAUAACACCAAACACCUCUAGAAAGCACUCUUGAUUAAUACCCUAUUUGAACCCAUAAAGAAAAAUUGUGUUAACUUUAUUAUUUAUCUUGCUCAUUAGUGUGAGAGCAUUUAUGAUGGCAACCCCAGAGGUUAUCAGCAAUUCUAUGCCCUAUAAAUUUGACUAACCAUGUAUGCUACCUUAUAUUUUAGUUACUCAACAGAAGCAUAGUCAAGAAAAUUUAGAAUAAUAAAACAAAAAUGGACAAUAUCACCUUACUAAGCUGGAUAUGCCUGUGCUUCCAAAGCAAUGGUGCUCAAGCUUCAUCUGGGUGCAGAACAUGUGAAUAUUAGACUGCUCCAGGUGGAAUGUAAAUUGUUGAAAUAUUUAAUCAUAUUAUAUGAGCUACAAACAAUAUUACUUAGAGAAAGUGUACGUUUAUUGUAUGCAUAUGGUAUUUGUGAUUACGUAGAUUUCUUAAACUCUUCAGUUAAUCACAAUCACCUUUCUGAGAAAUUCCAUUAAUGUAUUUUAUACUUGUGCAUUCACUUUGUCAGACUCAGCAAUUAUCAGGCAUCAGUUAUUUAAAAGAAAUUUUCAUUGUUGAAUAUGGAAAUAUAAUCAAAUGUGAACAUGAAGAAAGGGUGGCAAUAUUCAACUAAGCAUUGAAACACUUUUCCCAAGUUUUUAGAACACACUGUAUAAUUUGAGAGUUGUUCCUCCAGAGUCUGUGUUAUGGUUUGUUGAUCAAAAUGUAGAUGUGGCAACUGUGUUUCAAUCUAUACUUAUAUGAUUUUUUUUAUUUAAUGAGCAUAAAUUUCCAAAGUACAGCUUAUGGAUUACAAUAGCUUCCUCCCCCCCAUAACUUCCCUCCCACCCACAACACUCCCCUCUCCCACUCCCUCUCCCCUUCCCUUCACAUCAAGAUUAAUUUUCAAUUAUCUUUAUAUACAGAAGAUCAAUUUAGCAUAUAUUAAGUAAAGAUUCCCACAUUUUGCUCCCACACAGAAACACAAAGUGUAAAAUACUAUUUGAGUACUUGUUAUAGCAUUAAUUAAACACCUAAGAGUAAUUGUAUAUUAAUUACAGAGUUCAACCAAUAGUUUUAAGUAGAGUAUAUGAUUUUUAAAAAUAGAAAAGCUGAAUGAAGCUCUACUCAGUGAUUUACUUUUGGCAAACAAGUUUGUUUUAUAAAAUGGUGCUCAUUUUAAGCAAGCAUUUCUAUGAUAUGUUUCCUUUGUGAUAAUGUAUGCAUGAAGAAUCAUAAGCAUAACUGAAAUAUUACCUCUGGGUUGAACUGUUUAAAUGUGGGAAGUCAAUUGGUAGCUAUAAAAAAGAAAGGUUAAGUAAGUCUGAUGUUUGUUAGCUUCACAUUAUUUUUUGAUAUCAGUUCACUAGUUGACAUGAUGUUUUUUUUCCACACUGGUUAUUUGAAAGUAUUUAUUGUGACAAAUAAAUAUUUUGUAUAAGA